CAUUUCCACAUAAAAAACAACUCUAUAUAUACACACACAUACACACAUUUCCACUCUUCAAUUCAAAUUAUUCCCAAUGGAGAAACCACAAAUUGACAACAACAAAAAAAGCAUGUCCAACAAAAUCAUCGAAAUCGAAUUAGGGCGAAAUGAAGAAGCACUAGCUGAGGCCGAAGACUACUCAAAGAGAGCACAAUGGCUCCGCGCGGCUGUCUUGGGCGCCAACGACGGCCUCCUCUCCACGUCCUCGCUGAUGAUGGGCAUCGGCGCGGUCCGGCGCGACGCCAAGACGAUGCUCCUCACCGGCGCCGCCGGCAUGGUGGCCGGAGCCUGCAGCAUGGCCAUCGGAGAGUUCGUCUCCGUCUACUCGCAGCUCGACAUCGAGGUGGCUCAGAUCAAGAGAGAGCAAAGGGGCCGCGAGGAGAGGAACCUCCCGAGCCCGGUGCAGGCGGCCGGGGCGUCGGCGGCGGCCUUCACGGUGGGGGCGGGGGUUCCUCUGCUCGCGGCCGCGUUUGCGCGGGACUACCGUGUGAGGCUCGGGGCGGUGGUGGCGGCCGUGAGCGUGGCGCUAUUAGGGUUUGGGUGGGCCGGGGCGGCGAUCGGGAGGGCGCCGCCGGUGAGGGCGGCGAUGAGGGUGCUGUUUGGGGGGUGGGUGGCGAUGGGGAUCACUUUUGGUCUUACCAAGUUGAUUGGUUAUAGUGGCGUUUGAUUAAGUUAACUGAAGUUUAUGUUGUUAGUUAUGUGAUGAUUUGAACUCGUGAUUUAUUGGUGUUUUUUUGAGUUAAUAUAAUGAUAUAAGUUUUGCAAGUUUAGACAUUGCUAUAAUGUAAUACUCCCUCUUUUGUUGUUCGAUAAUAGAAGUUUCAUUUUGUCAUUUUAA
This is a messenger RNA of Salvia splendens (bonfire salvia), 880 nucleotides long. RefSeq names its product vacuolar iron transporter homolog 2. Gene Ontology annotation, molecular function: manganese ion transmembrane transporter activity. Bases 77 to 709 code for a protein of 210 amino acids. Gene Ontology annotation, biological process: intracellular manganese ion homeostasis. NCBI's taxonomy places the organism in Eukaryota, Viridiplantae, Streptophyta, Magnoliopsida, Lamiales, Lamiaceae. The record is from RefSeq and is a predicted model, not a curated record. The transcript has a single exon.